This is a messenger RNA of Hevea brasiliensis (rubber tree), 1067 nucleotides long. Its product is annotated as classical arabinogalactan protein 9. The transcript has 2 exons. The record is from RefSeq and is a predicted model, not a curated record. Lineage: Eukaryota; Viridiplantae; Streptophyta; Magnoliopsida; Malpighiales; Euphorbiaceae. The coding region runs from base 74 to 754 and encodes 226 amino acids. Gene Ontology annotation, cellular component: plasma membrane.
UUGUUCUUUUACUCACUUCUCUCUCUUGCCAUAUUUCUCUCCUGUAGAGAGAGGGAAAUUGAAUUUAACGAAAAUGAAGCAUCAAAAAGCUGCGAUCUUUGUUUCUUUGAUCUGCAUUGUUAUUGCCGGCGUCGGAGGCCAAUCUCCGACUAAUCCUCCGACUACCACCCCUGCUCCACCAACUACCACUACUCCUCCCCCAGCUUCAGCUCCUCCUCCAGUAACACAAUCUCCACCUCCCGCUACUCCUCCCCCAGUUUCAACUCCACCACCGGCUACUCCCCCUCCUGUAAGCUCUCCACCACCUGCAUCUCCUCCCCCUGCUACUCCACCUCCAGCCACUCCUCCACCAGCAUCUCCUCCCCCAGCCACUCCUCCACCAGCAUCUCCUCCUCCCGCUACUCCACCUCCAGCUUCUCCUCCACCGGCUACUCCACCACCAGCAUCUCCUCCGCCUGCUACACCACCACCAGCAACUCCUCCUCCUGCUACACCACCACCGGCUCCUCUCGCUCCUUCACCUGCUCAGGUUCCAGCUCCUGCUCCAAGCAAGAAGAAGUUGAAGGCUCCAGCUCCAUCUCCCUUGGCGCCGAGUCCACCAGCUCCACCCACGGGGGCUCCCGCACCCAGUUUGGGUUCAAUCUCUCCAGGACCAGCUGGCACAGAUGUGAGUGGAGUAGAAAGGCUGUUGUCAAUGCAGAAGAUGGGCGGCAUGUUGGUCUUUGGAUGGAGUGUUUUCUGGUGGCUACUUUAGACUUAUCUCUCAGCUUCUUUAUUUUUUUUUUUAAAUUUGAACAUGUUGUUACAUUCUGGCUAUAUAUAUUAUAUAGUAGUGGCUGCCAUUUUAGCCUCUGUUCGGUGAUGAGAUUACCUUUCAUUGUCUGUAUUUGAUUUCGAGCUUAUAUAUAUACAUUCGGUUGCAUUCUUUGGGGACAGCUUUUGUAUUUGGAGGGGAGGGAUUGAUGGAGAAGACUUGUUUUGUAUCUGGGUUUGAUCUCACGACUUACAGAGGUGAAGUUCACUGGUUGUCUUCCUGCUUAUUGAUCGAUUAUUCUUCAUUUCUUUUA